CGCCUUUUUGGAGCGAGCACGGAUAAUCGCGCCGGCACGGUUGCGCUCGGCUGGAGAAAUAUGUGAAUUUCGCUUCAGAAGCACCACACAGCCAAAGCAUACAGCGGUGCAAAAAUACAAACUGUUUUUGGUCGCACCGUACACGCCGUUGCAAUUGUUCUGUGGCCUCGUCGCGUGAGAUCGUCUGUCCUCCCGCCACCACCACCACCACCACCACCACCGCCCCCCGCCCUCGGCUGCAGAUAGCCUGGCCAAUUUACGCUGACUGGUGACGCGCGCCAGCGCACCCGCACGCCGAACGAAGUGCGACGACGCAGCCUUGGUGAAGCGACCAGUGUGUUUCGUGUUCUUUUUUUUUGUUUUAUUUUGUUUUGUUUGCCUCUUUAUUUCGGACCACGAUCGAGCCCGGAGGCCCACCACCACUGACGUAGUUUUUUUUUUUUUGAUUGAGCGCGUUUUACUAUCUCAACGGAACGGUCGUGAUCGUGCGCGGUCCCAGCGAAAGAGGCGCCGUGCGCCAGUUCUUGCCGAUCCACCGGAGCAGAUAGAACGCUUUCUGCGUGCGCACACCAGACUGGAGAAGCUCGGUUAUAGAGGGAAACUGUAUUUAUGCUAUCGCGAUACGCGCCAUCGAUUAGCAGUGUCGGUCGGGCAGUCGGCCAGUGCGGAUCGUGCGACGCAGUAACGUUCGGGAAAUACACGCGACACGCGCGGAAUCGUCCAUCAACCUAAACACUAAACGACAACACUAGAACAAACGAAACAAAAGGCCGUUUCAUCUCAAACCGGAAGCCUACUGCGGUGUUGGAAGCGGCGUGUACUGUAGCGAGUGUUUUUGCGCGUUGUGUAACCGAAUUUUCGCGGCGGCCAGGUGCGCGAAGGGUUUUUCUCUAAAAGCCCCAGCCAUAGUUGUGGUGUGCCGCCUUAUCUUACUUGCUGCACACAUACUCACACACACAGACGUUCGUUCCGGUGGUAUUGUAAAACACGUUCCCAAGUGGCCGGUGUGAGUGGGUGAAACUAAACCCCAGGCACUCUAGCCCGACCAGUGAGACUCCAGUCGCAGCCGCAGCAACUUGCCAGUCAACGAGCCAACCCUACCUACCAGUCCUACCAGCCAACGAAACCACUCUCGUCGUCCAAGAUGAGCAUGAGUUCGUACACCGAGAGCAGCUCGGAGGAGGACGACCUGUCGCCGCGCGACAAGGUGCAGCAAAACUCGAAGGGCUAUGCGGACUUCUGCGUCCGCAACAUCAAGCAGCACUCGUUCGGGCGGCACGAGAUCGAGAUCGCGGAGCAGGAGAUGCCGGGCAUCAUGGCGCUGCGCAAGCAGGCGCUCGACGACAAACCGCUCAAGGGUGCGAACAUCGUCGGCUGCACGCACGUGAACGCGCAGACCGCCGUCCUGAUCGAGACGCUCAUCUGUCUCGGUGCGAACGUGAGAUGGGCGGCGUGCAACAUCUACUCGACCCAGAAUGAAGUAGCGGCCGCACUGGCCGAGAGCGGCGUGCCGAUCUUUGCCUGGCGCGGCGAGAUCGAGGAAGACUUCUGGUGGUGCAUCGACAAGUGCGUGCACGCGGAAAACUGGCAGCCGAACAUGAUCCUGGACGAUGGGGGCGACGCGACGCACCUGAUGCUGAAGAAGUACCCGGUCAUGUUCAAGAUGAUCAAGGGCAUCGUGGACGAGAGCGUGACGGGCGUGCACCGGCUGUACCAGCUGUCCAAGACGAGCAAGCUGACCGUGCCGGCGAUGAACGUGAAGGACGCGAUCACCAAGACCAAGUUCGACAGCCUGUACAGCUGCAAGGAGUCGGUUAUCGACAGCCUGAAGCGCGCCACGGACAUCAUGAUCGGCGGCAAGCAGAUUGUGCUGUGCGGGUACGGCGAGGUCGGCAAGGGCUGCGCCCAGGCCCUGAAGGGGCUCGGCUGCAUCGUCUACGUGACCGAGAUCGAUCCGAUCUGCGCGCUGCAGGCGUGUAUGGAUGGGUUCCGCGUGGUCAAGCUGAACGAGGUGAUCCGCACGGUGGACGUGGUGAUCACCUGCACCGGCAACAAGAACGUGGUGACGCGCGAGCACAUGGACAAGAUGAAGAACGGCUGCAUCGUGUGCAACAUGGGCCAUUCGAACACCGAGAUCGACGUGAACAGCCUGCGCACGUCCGAGCUGCAGUGGGAGAAGAUGCGCUCGCAGGUCGACCACAUCAUCUGGCCCGGGCCGGACGGCAAGCGCAUCAUCCUGCUGGCCGAGGGCCGGCUGGUGAACCUGUCCUGCUCGAGCAUCUCGUCGUUCGUGGCGUCGAUCUCGGCCACCACGCAGGCGCUCGCGCUGAUCGAGCUGUUCAAUGCGCCGCCCGGCCGCUACAAGGCGGACGUCUAUCUGCUGCCGAAGAAGAUGGACGAGUACGUCGCCAGCCUGCAUCUGCAGACGCUCGAUGCGCAUCUGACGGAAUUGACCGACGAGCAGGCCCGGUACAUGGGCCUCAACAAGGCCGGCCCGUUCAAGCCGAACUACUACAGGUAUUAGUAUAGCAGGUGCGCUUCGUUUCCGGUCGGGCCGCGCCGCCGCACGCACGACGCCACACGCUGCCGUGCCGCGAGUUAGCACCGCUCGGACGCGCACACCUUUAUUAGCAAGCAUAGCGAAUUUAUGAACCGCAAUCACAUCACUUCGACGAACCGAGCUGUGUGUGUGUGUGUGGGUGUGUGAUGCUGGUGGAUGUCACCCCAAAUUACUAGUUACAGCAGACAGAAGAAAAAAAACCCAAAUUCGAGGAGUGAGAAAGAAGCAGAACCACUUUCGAGGUGUGUGUGUGUGUGUGUAUGUGUGUAUGUGUGGGAACUUUACUUUUACUUAUUUUUAUAGAGACUUUGAGGUCUAGCUCAUUCGGCUCUUAUGUGUGGGAAGCCUGCAACACGAACCACUUUUCGACAGGAAGAACCUUUUGAAACACCCACGCACACACACACACACACACACUGUUUAGCAUUUAGACGAUAGAUUAGAAAUGAUAAAACAAUGCAAAGGAAGAUGCGGUAAGGAAGAAGCGAUGUUCUAUUUUGGCAUUGUCUUGAGCAAUUCGGUUCAUUUGCAUGAGCGUCAUCGUACUAGUUCUUUCAUUUAGAUCAACGGUUUUCAGACUUUUUACCUUUUUUUCACUUUUACCUUUCAUACAAACACCUGGAUUGUUAGCUUGCUUCUAUCUGUCAAACGCCCUGAAGAUUUGGGAGGAACGUGUUUUUUACGUCUAAUGUUUUUACAGGGUUUUCCAGGUGUUCUCUUAGUUGUCGGACACUUCCUUGACUCUUUCUUAUUGGAAGUGAACUUCAUAGGUUGGAAAUUGGUUUCUAUGGCACGGUUUAUGACAGGUUUCUUGGAAAUUCCUAUUGGAUUUGUCCAACAAGGAUGUAUAGAGUUCAAUUCACGUUACGUUAAGUUCAUUUCACGUAUGAAAGAGUCAAUAAAGUGUCCCACAGCUGGAAGGCCCUAUAACGCAAAACAAAAAUUUGGUCAUAAGUGGGUUAAUAGGUUUUUUUUUUAAUUCUUCGUACGAAUAACGCAUGUCAUUUUGGAUGCCUCAUCUAUUGUCUUAAGAUGGUCUUAUGAUGGUUUCUUAAGUUGGCAAAGCCAUUUUUUUUUCAAGCACAGGGGUUUGACAGCAAAAUCAUGUAGCAGCUUGUCAAGCUUUUUUUAAUAUUUUUUUUUUAAUUAUUUAAUAUGGAGCUUUUGCAGUGCAAUUUUUAGUUCGAACAACCUGCUACAAUGUACAGCUUGUGUUGAUUAUUGGAUGAAUAUUCGUUUUUCGAAUUUUACUUUUUUUAGCUACGAAUAAUCUAGUCAUUGACCUAUCGCAUUUUACGUAAUUUCAUCAAAAACUCUAAAAAAAAAUGAAAACCGCUGAUUUAGAUGAUGAACUGGCCGUUAGUCGCAGUUCGUUCGUUCAUUUCAAUUGAUGAUAUAUUUAUGGUUUCAUAUCGCAAUUGCAAUAUUAUUUGUUUACUAAACCAUGAACAUUAUUUGGCAGACCAGGAACGUUCUUUAUUACGACGGGUAGGACGGCUUCUUUUUGUGAGUAACUCAGUGCAUUAUAAUUUGUUAAGAACCGAUGAACGUUGAUUAGACGAUCUUUAUUUCGAAUGCACUGACCGUACGGUUCUGGUUCUUUAGACACACACCUCUAAUUUGCUGUCGAGCAUGGAGCUCCUCAAGCACGUGCGGGUAUUAUGACUGCUUGUAAAUCGGGAUUAAUAGAAACAGAACGGUAGAAUUGCUCUUCCUUUGCUAUGUAUAAAAAAGUGAGAAAAAGAGUUAAAAAACGAUAAAUAUAUAUAUUUAAAAAAACGAAUUUCUUCCGCCGCUUUUACACACACACACACACACACGCAGCAGCAGAACUCUGUAUCCUGUAGAAGAGCGUAAGUGUGCAAUCUGGUUAAAAAAAUUCUUGUUAAAAGCGAUGCAAAAGAGACGGACAGAGGGAAAGACACGUGGUGGAGAAGAAAAAAAAAUCCAAAAACUAUAACUAUAGCAAUUAAAACACACGCAAACACACGAAGAAAAGUGGCGAUGGGGUGUCCCGGUGGGUGUAUGUGUGUUGUUUGUGCGCGAUAUUCGCAACAAAAAAUAAUCGAUCGGUCGGUUUGGUUUUUUGCUUUACCAUUCGCAACCGCUCGAUUGGGACGCGUGGCGUCGCUCACGUGGCUUUUUCUUCGCAACUGGAAAAUUAAUUGUCAAUUAACAGAACAACCCCCCUCCCCACCCCCCUCGGAAUCGAUCGAAGAACAAGCAAGCAAGGGAAAGCGCAAUCCAAUGCGACGAGAAUGGGAAAUAAUGUGAAUUAGAAAAGAAUGUCUGCGCCAAAGCUGAAGAUUGCAACACCUUCAGUGCUUUUGUUUCAGGAUGUGCUUAAGAGAAGUGUUAUCCAGUAACAGCCAAGCUAAGGAUUGCAUUUGGUUCGUUCGGGCAGAGUAUUUCCGUUUCGUUUCUUGGGCGCGCGCCACAUAACUAACUGAUUUUUCCCCCAUUUUGAUGAGCAGAGGCUCAGUUCCCCUCCUUCACAAGCCAGAAGAAAAUGUUUGUAAAAAACAAAAAAAAACUAUCUAUUGCUCUUAUGUGUACAGCAGGUAAAUAGGCGAACGAAAAAAAAACGAGGCGAAGCGUACGAACGGAAAAGAAAAUUGCUCUUGAAAUGGAGAAACAAAAAAAACAAAAACAAACAUUUUGGGUCGAUGGAGAUCGGUUGUAGGAAACCCACUUAUGAAGUUAGUAGUUGUGUAGUAUGUAACGUUUACAACUUCCCCCCAUACCCCCCUCUUUACACGUGCUCAGCCACGGUCGAUGGGAGAUAUAGAAGAAAAAAAACACGAAUGAAUCGUAUGGAACAAUUAUUAGUCGCGGAACAAACGCGAAAAACCGGUCGGGAUGGAUGGAAAGGUGAAACUAUUAGGCGGUUUAUGUGGCAAACUGUUACAAACGGGCUAUUUUGGGGGUAUACAUACAUACAUACACACACACAGACACGCAUAGAUACUUAGAGACGCAGGGCGAGAAGUGCACGCUUUUCUAAAUCUUUUUCGUUCCAAACAAAAAAAAACAAAAAACAAAAAACGAAAUUUCCACUCUAGGUGCAGGAUUUCGCUUUCACAACCGGUAUUAUUAUAAUUUUAAAGUAGAGCAUAGCGUUUAAUGGUGUUUCGUUUUCUGCUGCUCCGCUUUGUUUAAAAGGGAGUGAACCCACACACACACACAGAGACAUUUAAAAGCGAGGAACAGAAUAGAGUGUCUUAAUAAUUUGUGUUUGGCACAGCUAGCGCGCACCGCAAGUUUAAUGUGUAUUGUUGCUGCUGGGAAACAACUCCCCCCCCCUCCCACCCUGACCAAUCUCUUUAUCCCGCAUCCCUGUGCACUUGUUUAGAGUAGAAACGAAUUUCUAUCACCUCUCUAUAUCCCUCUCUCUUUCUUCCUCCCAUAUUUUCCUGUAAGGAUAUAUUCCUUGGAAAAAAGCUCCUCAAACCGUUUUCCUGACGGGUGGAUGGGUUGAAAUAUGCCAACAGUAGUAGUGCAACCCUCUGUAGAACGCUUCGGUUAAUUAGAGGUGGGUUUUGCUGUUUUUUCCCCGUUGCCUUUCUUCCGUAUUUUUUGUCCUUUGCAAAAAAACGCGUUAUCACCGUGUUGUGAAAUACUAUCCAUUUGUGUGAGGGUGCGAGGCGUGUGCGUAGAAAACGAAACCAAUUAAAAACAAAAAAAAACAAAAAGAACAAACUCUAUAAAAACCAAGUUAUGUAUUUUUGUUCUGCCGCAGACCACACACAACGCAACAAACCACAAAUAAAGUGAAGCGAAAGAACAAACAAACAAACAAAAAACGUAUGCAAAACUGAAAA
Messenger RNA from Anopheles gambiae (African malaria mosquito), 6381 nucleotides. RefSeq names its product adenosylhomocysteinase-like 1. Gene Ontology annotation, cellular component: cytosol. The record is from RefSeq and is a predicted model, not a curated record. Gene Ontology annotation, biological process: L-methionine cycle. Lineage: Eukaryota; Metazoa; Arthropoda; Insecta; Diptera; Culicidae. The coding region runs from base 1145 to 2524 and encodes 459 amino acids. The transcript has 6 exons.